Molecule: messenger RNA, 387 nt
Organism: Paracoccidioides lutzii Pb01
Exons: 3
Coding region: 1-387 (128 amino acids)
Source: RefSeq, a predicted model, not a curated record
AUGUUGCGCUCUCUUAAAAAGAGCGACGCAGGCAGCAAGGUUCGCGAUGUAACAAAGAAACAAUCCAAGUUAUGUGCUUUGGCAAAAGUCAAGGAGGUUGGGAGGCUGUGUAUUGGACUAAAUGACAGACAUGGCAAAUUACUUGCCGGGAAGCGAUCACCACGGCGCUGGAAGAUGUGCAGCUCAAAGUUUGUUGCAUAUCGACCCAUGGAUCGCCCCAAGGGAUCGAGUUCGGCAGAACCUGGCUCAUUGGAUCUUGGCACGUCGCAAUAUCCUAUGGACACUGGGGAACGUAGAGUGCAAAUGAUCAUUGCGGUUAAUGGUGUGGAUCCUUCCGCCGGGCUAGACCUUGCGGUGUGUAUAUUUGGAAGCGAGGUGGAUUGUUAG